GGAACAUAAUUUUAUAUUUUUAAUAUUUAUUAGUAAUUGUUAUGAAUUUAUUGUAUAAAUAUAUAAUGUUGAUAUCAGGAAAAAAGAAGAAAAAAAAAAAGCGAUUGACUAAGAGAUAACCUUACUAUAUUUAUUUAUUAAAAAUUUAAAACUAAUCAUUGAUUUCUAAAUUAAGUAAACAAGCUUAAUUUAGAAAAGAGAAAGAGGAAAAAAGGAAAAGGAGAAGACGAAGGAGGCGCAGGAGUUGGUUGCGAACUCGAGCAAAGUAGUGUUGCCGAUCAUCGAUGGGCGGCGGCGUGAAAUCGCAAUGGCUCGCGCUCUCAAUCACUUUCGCAUUGGCUACUCUGUCUGCUUCCACCGCCAUCUCCCUUUAUUUAUGGAGGAAGAAAUCGAAGCCGGAUUGUCCAAACGACGAGAAAAUCCAUGAGCUUGAAGCCUCCUUAAAGUGCGCUCUGGACAAGUGCGCAGCUGAAAGACGAGGCCGCACUAGGGCUCAGAAGGCUUUGAGGGAGGCAUUGAGCAAGUCCAGUUAUGACAAGGUUGAAUCUACUUCAUAUCCCAUGGCACCUAUUGGAGUAGUCCGCUCGUGUUUCUCUACACGGAAUGGAACUCCAAGACAGCCUUUGCUUGUACCUCUAGCAAAAGCUUCCUUGAUGUUUGAUCCUGCUCGGGUUCCUCAAGCAUCUCUCGAAGGCCUUGAAGGGUAUUCUCACUGCUGGAUUAUCUACGUGUUUCAUCUAAAUACAGAUAUUGAAAAGCUAUGGAAGCAUCCAUCUCAGUCAAAAUUUAAAGCAAAGGUAAGAGUGCCUAGGCUGAAAGGUGAAAGAAUUGGAGUCUUUGCUACGCGUUCUCCUCAUCGCCCAUGCCCGAUUGGAUUAACUGUGGCAAAGCUUGAGGCCGUACAUCAGCACACGGUGUUACUCUCUGGAGUGGAUCUGGUUGAUGGUACCCCUGUCCUGGACAUCAAACCUUAUUUGCCAUACUGUGACAGUAUUCAUGGAGCAAUAGUUCCUGACUGGGUGAAGGUGGACAAUGUGCUAGCAAUAGCUUCUGUAAACUUCUCCAAAGGCUUUUCAUCUAGUCUUGCAGAUUGUUGGUUACUGGUGGAAAAGAAGUCGCUAUAUUCUUCUCCAGACGAAUUCCAGUCGUUGAUAAGGCAGGUGCUCUCGUGGGACAUAAGAUCAGUGUCCCAACGAAGCCAUCCGGUUAAGACAAAGGGCGGAAGAGGUGACGAUGAUGCUGAAGAUACCAUCGGUGGUGAGAGUUGGCAAGACGAGGAAGCUUGUGAGAGUGGAGGUGAGCAAAAUUCGAGCAAUGCGGUUUAUCACCUUAUAUUGGAGGGCCUCGACGUUUCAUACGCAAUCGAUUCCGAUGCUAACGUGGUCGUCGAGAAGGUUACCUUUCCAUCUCGCUUGCCAAGUGCAAGCGCUGUUGCAGAAUUCUAGCUAUUUUCACUUAGACAAAUAUAGCAGUUAGGAACAUAAUUUUGUUGUUGUUGUAAUGAGAUGGAGUCAUAGUUAUUUUUGUUCUAGUGUCAUGAAUAAUGAUUCUUUAUAUAUUAAUGCUUUUUUUUAUCAAAAAAUGAGUUAUCAAAAAAUGGGAGCUCAGAAAUAUUACUAAACAUGCAUGAUUUAUUUUUGGUAUUUUAUCAAAAAUUGUUUUUUGUGA
This is a messenger RNA of Salvia miltiorrhiza (redroot sage), 1668 nucleotides long. RefSeq lists its product as uncharacterized. Bases 285 to 1445 code for a protein of 386 amino acids. The record is from RefSeq and is a predicted model, not a curated record. The transcript has 9 exons. NCBI's taxonomy places the organism in Eukaryota, Viridiplantae, Streptophyta, Magnoliopsida, Lamiales, Lamiaceae.